Paramecium tetraurelia is the source of this 1422-nucleotide messenger RNA. RefSeq lists its product as uncharacterized. Gene Ontology annotation, molecular function: protein-phosphatidylethanolamide deconjugating activity. The record is from RefSeq and is a predicted model, not a curated record. The transcript has 3 exons. NCBI's taxonomy places the organism in Eukaryota, Ciliophora, Oligohymenophorea, Peniculida, Parameciidae.
AUGUAAUCGAUUGGAAACCAGAUCUUAUCAAAAUGGUACUCAACAAAUUACACUUAUAGAGCACUGUUUUAAUAUGAAGUGAAAGAGGAGGGUUACAUUAUGGGGUAAUUGAUAGAGAGGAAUGAGGAUAUUUUGGAUGUUGUGGUCCAUACGAUUCGUUUUACUUACAGAUAAGGAUUUCAGGCAUAUCAAUGUUAGGACAGUGCAUUGACAACAGAUUCUGGAUGGGGAUGUGUAAUACGAGUUGGAUAAAUGAUGAUGGCAGAACUCUUGAAAAGACAUUUAAAGUGUUUCUACAAAGUGGAUCUGUUUUCGUUUCCGCCUCUUUUGCAAGAUGUUUUGUAGAUGUUCAAGGAUGAUGAUGAUAUGGAAAGUUAAAAAGGGUUUUCGAAGCCAUCAAAGUAUGGAUUUUCGAUUUAGAAGAUAAUGAGAGUAGCAUAUAAGGAAUGGGGAAAGAAACCUGGAGAAUGGUAUAGUCCAAAUCAGAUAGUUUAGGCAAUCUACAAAAUUCUAUAAGAGAUUAAUAUUCCAUAUUGUUAUGGUUUGGGUUUUGUGCCAUUCUACGAGAGUCAAAUAGACCUGAGAGCUAUAUUUUAAGAGAUGUGCAUGAUGGAGGAUUGUGUUUGUCAGAAGAAAGUCUUUUCUAUUGAGUAAUUUUUGAAAUCCUUGGAAAAACUGGAGAUUGGCAAGGAGGAAAUGGUCUAGGUUAUGCAUGGGAAUGAUUCAAUUAGUGAUGUGUGUUGUGAAGAUCAAUCAGAAUAGAAUAAGAAGGAGAUUGGAAAUCUGCUGAAGAAAUACAUAUGCUAAAAAUGUUUUGUCCCUGUCAGAGCAGUGGCAGUAUGUUUAUUAAGCAGAAUCGGAUGUGAUGAACCCAAUCCAGAUUACUUAUAAGCCAUAAGACAAUUUAUGAAGAAGAAAUAUUUUGCUGGGAUGUUGGGAGGUAGACCUAAAGAAGCGAAUUUCAUUGUUGGUUUUGUCGAUAAUAAAUUUGUCGUUUUGGAUCCUCAUUUAGUAUAAGAAGCCAAGAUGAAUCCAGAAGAAUAUAUUAAAUCAUGUUUUCCAGGUGAAGCUCUCUUUAUGAGUGAUAAAGAAAUUGAUUGUUCUCUAGGAUUAGUGUUCUAUUUGAAAAAUUUGGAUGAUCUGAUUGAAUUGAUCUAUGAUAUCUAGGCUCAUUAACAGAUUAAUUUCUUUUCGUUUGCUCACAUUCAACAUUGGAAAUACACUGAGACUAAAAAGGAGGAUCAAAUUAGAAGGAUUAGAGAAAUGCAUGAAUUCCUUAAUGAAUUUUUGGUUCCAUAAUAAUAAUAAUAAAUAUUGAAUUUAGAGAUUUCCACUUAUCAAGAAGCAUAUUCUAAUGAUAGUGCAUCUUUUGAUCAACAACCAAUCUUGAAAGAAAUAGACUCCAGUUAUGAAGAAAUCUGA